Messenger RNA from Talpa occidentalis (Iberian mole), 1799 nucleotides. Its product is annotated as ferritin heavy chain-like. The coding region runs from base 1 to 549 and encodes 182 amino acids. Gene Ontology annotation, biological process: iron ion transport; intracellular iron ion homeostasis. NCBI's taxonomy places the organism in Eukaryota, Metazoa, Chordata, Mammalia, Eulipotyphla, Talpidae. The record is from RefSeq and is a predicted model, not a curated record. Gene Ontology annotation, molecular function: ferric iron binding; ferrous iron binding. Gene Ontology annotation, cellular component: cytoplasm. The transcript has a single exon.
AUGACGACCGCGUCCCCCUCGCAGGUGCGCCAGAACUACCACCAGGACUCGGAGGCCACCAUCAACUGCCAGAUCAACCUGGAACUCUACGCCUCCUGCGUCUACCUGUCCAUGUCUUACUACUUUGACCGUGAUGAUGUGGCUCUGAAGAAUUUUGCCAAAUAUUUUCUUCACCAAUCUCAUGAGGAGAGGGAACAUGCUGAGAAACUGAUGAAGCUGCAGAACCAACGAGGUGGCCUCAUCUUCCUUCAGGACAUCAAGAAACCCUACCGCGAUGACUGGGAGAACGGGCUGAAUGCAAGGGAGUGCGCCUUAAACUUGGAAAAGAGCAUGAAUCAGUCACUACUGGAGCUGCACAAACUGGCUAGAGACAAAAACGACCCCCAUUUGUGUGACUUCCUGGAGACUCAUUACCUGGAUGAGCAGGUGAAAUCCAUCAAAGAACUGGGUGACCAUGUAACCAACUUGCGCAAGAUGGGGCCCCCUGAAUCUGGCAUGGCCGAGUAUCUCUUUGACAAGCACACUCUGGGAGACAGUGACAAGAGCUAAGCUGAGCCUUAGGCUGGCUUCUCAUAGCCAGGGGGUGACUUUCCUGGUCACCAAGGCUGUGCAUGCCUGUUGGGGUUACCUUUACCUUUUCUAUAAGUUGUACCAAAACAUCUUCUUAUAGCUUUCAUUUGUAUCAUUCCUUCAAACAAAACAAUUUGAUACCCGUAAAAAAAAAAAAAAAAAAAAAAAGAAAGAACAGGUGUCUAUCAAAGGGCACCUUAGGAGAAGAAUGUACAAGUAAUAAUCUGUGAAAGAUUUAUAACAGGAAGAUAAUGUUCAGAACACUUGCAGUAUGAACAGAUGAUUCAUUAAAAGUGGAUAAAAGAUAUUAAUUAAUAGGCAUCUUAGAGAAGGAAUAUAGAUGUUCCAUAAAUUUAUUUCUAAAAAUGUUAAGCUUUAGUAGUAGUCAGGACUCUAGUAAUAAAAAUUCAACUCAAUUCCAGAACAUAGCCACAUUUUUGCCAAAAUUAAAAAUUGUGUUCAAUGUUAAUAUUAGUGUGAGUAUAAAUGAUAAAACACUCACUUUGGUGAUUUUCACUAAAAAUAUUUCAGCACAGUUAUGCUUUGUCAUCAAGCAAAUGCAUUCCCAUGUGUAGAGGCUAAAGUAACUUUGGCAUAUUUGCUUCAAGAGAUAUUUACAAGAUAUAUUCUUAUCAAAAUUGUGAUAGCAAGAAAUUGGAAACAAUCUAAGUAUAUUUAUAUGUUGCUUAAUGAUGGGGAUACAUUCUAAGAAAUGGACUAUUUGGUUGUACUUACACAAACCUGAAUGGUAUAGCCUACUAUGUAUCAUCUAGAUGCUAUAUAAGAAAUAUUAUCUUUGGUUUGUCAUUGACAGAAAUGACAUUAGGCGUGUAUGACUUACUGAGCAGAGCCAAGUUAUGGAGAAUGCUUUUUCACAAAUCUCCAAAACAAAUGACACACAUAUAUAUAGGCUUCCUUACGUGGGUGGUAAAAUGAAAGUCAAGUGAAUGACUUAUACCCUCUUCAAGAUAGUAGUUACCUCUUUGUAAGUAACCACUCUCGUUUGGGUAAAACUUUAGUCAACUGGUGGCGUUCACUUAAUUAGUCUGAUGGUCACCUAUUAGCUGUUUUUAAAAUUAUUUUCUAAGCUAUAUGUAUUCAAAACCCCAUUAAAAUUAAAUAUCAAAUUAAUUGAAAUAUUAUGAUAGAUAACAAAUUUUAAUAUAAAAAUAGUACAUGUAUAUGAAAUAUAAAAUGCCAUUGUGGGCCAGGUGAUUGAGUUAGGCUAG